AGAGAAAAGGGCAUAUAAAGAACGAUUUUUUCGGAAGUUUUUUUCAGUCUGCGAGGGAUCAACAAUGAAGGCGGUAAGCAUCGUUAUUCUCUGCCUCUGUGGCAUCUUCGGUCUAUGUUCUUCCGGUCCGUGUGAAACUCAGCAGCCCUGCAUAAACGGAGCAACCUGCUUCGACUCUGCCGCCGAUUCCUACUUCUUUUACUGCCUUUGUCCCUACACCUACUACGGACUAAAAUGCCAACAUCGUAAUAGUGCUUGUGAUGACAAUCCUUGUAUGUUUGGAGGAACGUGCCUUGUCAUCAAUGAGAGAUACGAAUGCAGGUGUCCAUCCGGAAUCUAUGGAGAUCACUGUCAAGCAAAUGGAUGCGCCAGUGAUCCGUGUAUGAAUGGUGGAACCUGCUACCCGUUUGGCUACUCUUAUGCCUGCGUCUGUCCUCGUGGAUAUGGCGGAGAAAACUGUGAAGAAUAAACAGGUCAAACAUGAACAUCUUUUUGUGAGAAUAAAACUCGUAACAUCACAUUUUGCUGAAGCAACUGAAACGCAAUUUUAUAUUACGGCAAAGGUAAUACAUCAACGGUUAAUAACGAUAUCAUUAAUUUCUUCGAUUUGACUUUUCCUAUAUAAAAAUUUGAUUUAUUUUUUGUUUGUUUAACUUGGUGUAGCACGUACUCGCCCUGCUUAAGCCUCAUCUAGCCUGAGUGAGGAAGGACAGAAAAUCCUUACGGAAAAAAAUCCACUCGAAAUAGCAUGCCAUUAUGUAGAAUUCCAUGGAUCUGAAGUAUCAUUUUUAAUUGAUGAGGGAGUUAUUGAGAAACUUGACCGGAAGUAAAAGUUAAACAAGUAAACUUUUAAAAUUAUGUCAUUUUCUUAAUCUGUCAAUUUCUGUCGGUCCAUGACACUGCUGGCUCGAAUUUUCACACGAACGUUAUA
This is a messenger RNA of Patiria miniata (bat star), 931 nucleotides long. Its product is annotated as delta-like protein C. Bases 65 to 469 code for a protein of 134 amino acids. Gene Ontology annotation, cellular component: plasma membrane; protein-containing complex. Gene Ontology annotation, biological process: heterophilic cell-cell adhesion; establishment or maintenance of epithelial cell apical/basal polarity. NCBI's taxonomy places the organism in Eukaryota, Metazoa, Echinodermata, Asteroidea, Valvatida, Asterinidae. The transcript has 4 exons. The record is from RefSeq and is a predicted model, not a curated record.